AUGUCCAUUUCUGGGACUCUUAGCAAUUAUUAUGUCGACUCUAUUAUAAGUCAUGACAGUGAAGAUUCGCCUUCAGCUAAAUUUUCAACUGGGCAAUAUACAAGUUCCAGGCAAGCUGGACAUAAUGAUCAUCUAGAAUUCCCCUCUUGUAGUUUCCAGCCAAAACCUCCAGUUUUCAGCGCCUCCUGGACUCCUUUGAAUCCACAUUCUUCUGGUACCCUUCCUUCGGUCUAUCAUCCAUAUAUUCAACAUCAAAGCGUCCCUUCUGAUAGCAGGUAUCUACGAAGCUGGCUGGAUCCAGUGCCCAGAACAGAGAACAUACCCGGGCAGGGAUCAGUUAAAUCAGAGCCUCUGCUGGGGCACCCCGGGGAAGUCCAUAAACCAGGAGCACAGGAGUACAAUUUAGAAACUUCUGCUGGAAGGGAAGCGAUCGUUUCCAAUCAAAGGCCCAGCUUCGAGGACAAUAAAGUUUGUGAAGGAAGCGAGGACAAAGACAGGCCAGAUCAAACCAACCCAGCGGCCAACUGGCUCCAUGCCCGCUCCUCCAGAAAAAAAAGAUGCCCUUACACCAAAUACCAGACCCUGGAGCUAGAGAAGGAGUUUUUGUUCAAUAUGUACCUCACCAGGGACCGUAGACACGAAGUGGCCAGACUCCUCAACCUGAGUGAAAGACAAGUCAAAAUCUGGUUUCAGAACCGAAGGAUGAAAAUGAAGAAAAUGAACAAGGAACAGGGCAAAGAAUAA
Messenger RNA from Emys orbicularis (European pond turtle), 744 nucleotides. It is a transcript of the gene HOXB9, whose product is annotated as homeobox B9. The record is from RefSeq and is a predicted model, not a curated record. The transcript has 2 exons. Gene Ontology annotation, biological process: regulation of transcription by RNA polymerase II; DNA-templated transcription; anterior/posterior pattern specification. NCBI's taxonomy places the organism in Eukaryota, Metazoa, Chordata, Testudines, Emydidae. The coding region runs from base 1 to 744 and encodes 247 amino acids. Gene Ontology annotation, cellular component: nucleus. Gene Ontology annotation, molecular function: RNA polymerase II cis-regulatory region sequence-specific DNA binding; DNA-binding transcription factor activity, RNA polymerase II-specific.